This is a messenger RNA of Camelus dromedarius (Arabian camel), 6268 nucleotides long. It is a transcript of the gene CDKL4, whose product is annotated as cyclin dependent kinase like 4. The coding region runs from base 123 to 1151 and encodes 342 amino acids. Gene Ontology annotation, cellular component: nucleus. The record is from RefSeq and is a predicted model, not a curated record. Gene Ontology annotation, biological process: protein phosphorylation. Gene Ontology annotation, molecular function: protein serine/threonine kinase activity; ATP binding. The transcript has 10 exons. Lineage: Eukaryota; Metazoa; Chordata; Mammalia; Artiodactyla; Camelidae.
UCCCGCGCCGGAGUCGGGGCCGCCGGGGCUGCUCGGGGCUGCGUCGCCGUCGCCGCGUCCGCGCCGUGCAGUGCUGAACUGCAAGUCGAUCGAUACCAGUAAUUUAAGUCACUUCAGCUCAAAUGGAAAAGUAUGAAAAAUUGGCCAAGAUUGGAGAAGGGUCUUAUGGAGUUGUAUUCAAAUGCAGAAACAAAACCUCUGGACAAGUGGUAGCUAUCAAAAGAUUUGUGGAAUCCGAAGACGAUCCUGUGGUUAAGAAAAUAGCUCUACGAGAAAUACGUAUGUUGAAGCAAUUAAAACACCCGAACCUCGUGAACCUCAUUGAAGUGUUCAGGAGAAAAAGGAAAAUGCAUUUAGUUUUCGAAUACUGUGAUCAUACACUACUAAAUGAGCUGGAAAGAAACCCAAAUGGAAUUGCUGAUGGAGUGAUCAAAAGUGUUUUAUGGCAAACACUUCAAGCUCUUAAUUUCUGCCAUAAACAUAACUGUAUUCACAGAGAUGUGAAACCUGAAAAUAUUCUAAUAACUAAGAAAGGAAUAAUCAAGAUCUGUGACUUUGGGUUUGCACGAAUUCUGAUUCCAGGAGAUGCCUACACUGACUAUGUCGCUACAAGGUGGUACCGAGCUCCUGAACUUCUUGUGGGAGAUACUCAGUAUGGUUCUUCCAUCGACAUUUGGGCUACAGGUUGCGUUUUUGCAGAGCUAUUGAUGGGCCAGCCACUCUGGCCUGGAAAAUCAGAUGUGGACCAGCUUUAUCUGAUAAUCAGAACACUGGGGAAACUAAUCCCAAGACAUCAAUCCAUCUUUAAAAGCAACCAGUUUUUCCAUGGCAUCAGUAUUCCUGAACCAGAAGACGUGGAAACUCUUGAAGAAAAGUUCUCAGAUGCUCAUCCUGUGGCUUUGAAUUUCAUGAAGGAGUGUCUGCAGAUGAAUCCAGAUGACAGGUUAACCUGUGCCCAACUCCUGGAGAGCCCCUACUUUGAUUCUUUUCGAGAGGACCAAAUGAAAAGAAAAGCACGUAAUGAAGGAAGAAACAGAAGGCGUCAGCAGAAUCAACUGUUGCCUCUCAUACCAGGAAGCCACAGCUCCCCCACACCUGAUGGAAGAAAACAAGUCCUCCAGUUAAAAUUUGAUCAUCUUCCAAACAUUUAGGAAAAUGCGCUUUCAAGUGGAAAGUAAUUUAAUACGUGCACACUUUUUAUACAAGAGAGAUACGGAUUCUCAGUGUUUCAAAUGCAGAUGAGCCAUAUGAAAAUUAAGAUGCUUUCUAGAAUUGUUUUGCUCUGAUCAUUACUGAUUCCUCUGCCCAUGCUUUUUACAUGCCAACUUUAUCUUUUACAACAUUUUCUUUAAAUGUUAUACAGUCUGAAACUGCACAUAUGGAGGAGACAUUUUCAAUUUCAUCAGAGCAGCUCCUCUUGAGGCAAUUUGUACUGAGAAUCUGUGGGCUUAUACUUGGAUUUAUGAAAAAGGUUUACAUAUGCCAUCUCACUCCAGCUGACCAUGUAAUGUCUCAGAGCAAUAUCAAAUAGCUUGCCUAGCUGUUGUUUGUGUAAGGAACCUCAUUAUGUUUCUGCAUUUUAAUUUACUCUCAUUGUAACCAGGCCUGUUGAGUAAUGCUGGCAUUUAAUUCUAUGUUUUUAUAUUGGUGUAGAAAGGGAACCUUGAAAUGUCGACUAGGUUUAUCCCUUAAUUCCAGGGCAGACUCCACAUUCUCUGUCUCCUAAGACAUUGAUGAUUCUAUUUUUUAAAGCUAGCUAGAGAAAAAUCCAUACAUUUACAUAGAAAAUAGUGGUGAAUGACAGGGGAUUACCAUCCUCAUGACAUAACACCCUCGGAGAAUUCACUGCUGACUCUCCUGCUGUCCUUUGAUACCUCACUGUUCCUUACCCUUUUCUUCUCCUCCUAAAUCAUCUCAGUACCUAAACCUAGCCUCCAGUAUGUUUUCUAAAUAGUUCACAGUCAACACUCUUCCAAACAUGUGCAUCCAUCUAUAAAUUUUACAGCCCUAAAUUUGUGCAUCAUGGAAAUUCAGGUUUGUAAACACUUCUGAAAGCAAGAAGACCAUCUUUCAGUUAACUUCAUUUUAUGUCUCUUACCCAAAAAAGGGGGCACAAACAAGCAAAACACCUUAACAGGUGAGUCUAAUUUAUGUUGGGACACUUUCCCAAGUAAACUUUACUUGCAUACAUAUAUACAUAUAUGUAAAUAUAUGUUUAUAAUUAGAAUUUUUGAAGCAUCAUAGUAAAUGCCUUUUAUCCUGGACAUCUGCAAGUGAUGCAGAAUGUUUGAAAGUACUUUUAGCUUGCUAACAAGGAGCUCAUGCUAAAUAACAGCAUGGGGCUGUGUAUCGCUGUCUGGUGUAAAGGCACAAACUGGUGAUAUUUCCAUCAAUAAAUAUUAAGAUUAUUUCAUUAACUCUUUUCUGCUCCUGGGUCUGGCAUGCUCCCCCUGAACACUGUCAAAUUUUGCAAAUACACAUAAUUUUAGAAAUUCCUUGUAUCUGGCACCAAGAUACCAAGCAUAAAUUGUUUCAAGAAAACACAGUUCCACCUUACGUUCAUCUCUGAAAGUCUGGUGCACAUAUAAAUGUGGUUCUGUAAACUUCCAGACACCCUCAUUCAGUAGCUUGAGUACAUCUCUUUAUUAGGAAAAAUGGCACCUAAACAAUCGUUCCUUGCUCACUAGAAGGAUAUUUUAAGCGGGCUUAUUUGGCCAUUUAAUGUUCUUAGUGUGAAUGUAAGCUGCUAGAAUCUUCUUAUUUUCAUCUUAUUAUCAGAAUAUGCCUCUUCAGAUUUGUAUGUUUCUUGCAUUUUUAGUAAGAUGAUACCACAGGUGCAAGGAAAAUGAGAAAUAAAAGAUAAGUGGCAACUUUGCUGAAAGAUUUCUUUUUAGCUUUCACAGUGGGUUUUUUAUUUUUAUCAUUUAAUUUUUGUUAUUGCCAAACAACUCAUGCUGCUCCAGCUCUCUUAAAUGUGUGUAUGUGUACAUAUAUAUAUAUAUAAUAUGUAACAUAUAUACACACACAUAUGCAGAAAGUAAGAAGACAGCCCAAGACUCCAUUAUCCAUUUUGUAAUUGUGCUUCAAACAACAGUGGAGUUUUUGGCAGGGGUUAGUAGAGUGUAUUCCCUUAAUUUUUGCUUACAUUUAAGAAUCAAUUCAAGCUAGAUUUCACUCAGUUUUUUCCCUUAGACAAAUUCAACAUUUAGGUAUCAGUGGGGAGAGGAGAGGAGAAAGCAUCUAAUGCUUAGAAAAAUGUUCUCAUGCACUCCUGUUACCGUGAAGAAAAGGCGUCCCUGAUGACAUCUGCGUGCUUCACUUCCCUGGGCGACCCAGGACCGGCGCGCCGCAGCUGCUGGCACCGCAGGAGCACACAUCUCCAAGCAUGGCUCUUUUCUCUUUGAAGAGCGUCUUCUCACCUCCAUACUCCACAGAUUCCCUUGCAUUUCUCAGCCACAUGGAAGACAGUUGCACUAAGCCCCAAAUUAAGCAGUGACGUUUGUAAAAGUCGUCCUGAGCCAGUAGGCUUGCCCCAAGCUCUUCAGAGAAGCCCACACGACUCUAGAACCACAAGUUUCCUUUUACAGUCUUGCACAGUUUCUGGCUUUCCUGGGACUUGUCUCACCCAUGCCAGCUUCCAAGCUUUUAAGUUUAUUUGUAGAGCUCUUUGCCAUUGCUGCCCAAAUACUGCACCAUCAUGGUGAGUGACCGGCCCCAAUACCCCCUUUCUCCACCUCAGUGUGACCUCUUGCCAUCCUGGUUUCCUCAGCCUUUCCACACACGUGUACUGGGAAAUCCACGCUGUUCUUUUCUUCCUUUCUUUCUUAUAUUUAUUUUUUGCGAAGCACUUUACAGAGGAUUAAAAAUGCAGAACUUACUUCUUGUUAGUGCUCCUGCUUCUUUAGGGAAGAAGGAAGUACACCCAAAGAAAGGACAUUUGAUUCGACUAUAUCAGCACCGUAAGCCUAUUUGCUUGGAUUUUUGUCUUCGUGUCCGUUUCAGUUCUGGUGGUAUUUGAAUGUAAUUGCUCCGACUUGCCCCAACCACAAAGCCCUGUGGGGGUGGGGGGUCGCUUUCUGAGGAUGAUUUUAACUAGGCCAAGUCAUUUAAAAAGGUGUGUUCAAUACAAAACAGAAACAGACUCAUAGACAUAGAAUACACACUUGUGGUUGCCAAGGGGGCGGAGGGUGGGAAGGGAUAGAUGGGAUUUCAAAAUUGUAGAAUUGAUAAACAAGAUUAUACUGUAUAGCACAGGGAAAUACACACGAGAUCUUAUGGUAGCUCACAGAGAAAAAAAUGUGACAAUGAAUAUAUGUAUGUUCAUGUAUAACUGAAAACUUGUGCUCUACACUGGAAUUUGACACAACAUUGUAAAAUGAUUAUAAAGCAAUAAAACAUGUUUAAAAAUUUUUUAAAAAUUAAAAAAAAAAAGGUGUGUUCAAGAAGCUUUUGAUGCCUUGGAUGAGGGAGAUGAUUGAGUAAAUAGUUAAAAAAAAGAAAAAAGCUCCCAGGCAGGCAAUGAAGAGAGGAGCGGCAAGGAGAUCUGCCCUCUCCUAAGGCAGGUCUCACUGCUCUUGCAGAUUCCCCAAACCACAGGACAGCAGACAAUUAAUGCUGUUUUUAAUGAGAUGAAAAACUUUUAAGAUGUUUUACGGUCCUUUUGUAUACUUGCCAUAGAAUUACGAUCUUUUCAAAAAGAUGACACUUUCUUAGUCAUUUGUCACCACCAAUGAUUUCCAGUCCUGAUUUUGGAACAAUUUAAAUGGCAACAGAAUUCUCCAAAACAAAUUUUUUUUUAAACUAAAACAUACUACCAAAAGAGGAAUGAUCCUAAAAUUCCACAGACAGUAAAAUCUUGAAAAAAUUGGAGUAUCAGUGUAAGGUAUUAGCUAAAUCACAAAUACACAGAUUUUUAAUGCAGAUAGUUAAGAAAAAUAAAAAAUGGCACUCACAAGUUAAUGUUCUGGGCAUGUGUGUGUAUUUGUUCCCUAUUAAAACCAUUAACUCAACAACUUCAGUCUUGUUUUAAGAGAAGACUGGAAGUCUUUAAGAGUGGGAGUUCAGAGAAUAACAGAAGUAUCAUUUGGUCUGGGAGUUAGGGCACCGGGUUCCAGGCCUGGCCUGCGACUCUCUAUGUAGCCUGGUCACAACAUGUAACUUUUCCGCGCCUUCUAUUUCCUCAUUUGUAAAAUUAGAGAGUAGGUAAGUUAGGGGGUUUCAUAGGCUUCCCUUCAGCUCUAAACUUCUGUGAUUCUCUGCAGCACAUGCGUUUGUGUCCUGGACCCAUCUCCCACCAGGAGAGGCUUUCUAGAGAGUGUUUAACAAUACCAAGAUGAGUGUUGGCGUUGACGAUCUAGCCAGGAGCCGGGGGAUCUCCCUCCCUCCCUCUCUCUCCCUCCCUCUCUCUCUCCCUCUCUCCUGUCUCGCUCGCCUUCCUUCACACUCAGACACAUGCACCAUCACCUCCACCCAUUUCUAUCAAGUCAGUAGCAGUUUGCAGACAACCACCUAACAGCGGUUAAAUUUUUACAAACGAAAGUGGAUUUUAAAGCUCAUUAUCACUGGAUUUUAAUUAAUGUAAAUCAAACAGGUGUGCUUUCAAAAUGCAGGGUAAUAUGUAAUCAUUCAUUGCUGGUUUAAUCUAACUCCAAUUAGCCUGGGAAUGACAUAUGCUGUGAAAUACUCAUUUAAGAUAUCCAUUAAAGCAAAGAACACUCAGGACAUUUCUAACUUCAGUAAAAGUUUUAGUAGUUUCAAUAAAUGAUAGAUGACUUGAUAGAACUCUAUGAUUAGAUCUAAAUUAUAUCUGUUUUAUAUUUCAGCAACAAGGACCCAGGCUCAGUUAACUUUAUGUUUAACUUAUAAUUUAAAGUUUGUAAUCGAGCUGAGAAUUGGCUAUCCUAUUUAACUGAUAUAUAAAUGACUUGUAUUUAUAAAGUUAACAUCCUUCUUUUCUGUUGUGAACACUAGUCACUGACCAUCUCUAAAUAUUGUCACAUUGAAGAUGCUGUGUGUGUCUACUUAGGAUUUUAGAACAGAUUUGUAUACAAGCAAGUCUAGUUCAAAUCACAUGAAAUUAUAGCUAUAUUUCAAUUAGCACUUGAUAAUUAACAUAAUGGCAAUUUACAGUACUAGGAACAAUUCACUACAAAGCAGUUUUAGUUGUAUUAUUUUAAAUAUGUAUAAUUUGUUAAAUUUAUCUCAAGAUAUGUAGAAAACCUACAUAUGGGAUUAAAUACUUUGGUGACUUUAUAGUUGAAUAUAUAAC